AUGUCGGACUAUAGCCCGGCCGGGCCCCCGCCCUCCGGAGGGCCCCCCGGUGGGGGAGCCGGCGGAGCCGGAGCUGGGGGGCCGCCCCCGGGAGGAGCGGGCGCGGGGGGGCCCGGCCCGGGCGGAGCGGGGGGGCCGCCCGGGGGGAUCCGCAAGGACGCCUUCGCCGACGCCGUGCAGCGGGCCCGACAGAUAGCGGCUAAAAUUGGGGGUGAUGCAGCUACCACGGUGAACAACAACACUCCAGACUUUGGGUUUGGGGGUCAGAAGAGGCAACUGGAAGAUGGAGACCAGCCAGAGAGCAAGAAACUGGCUGCUCAAGGUGACUCAAUGUCAGCUCAACUUGGACCGAUCCAUCCUCCUCCCAGGUCUACAGUGACUGAAGAGUACAGAGUACCUGAUGGCAUGGUGGGACUCAUUAUAGGCAGAGGAGGUGAACAGAUCAACAAAAUCCAGCAAGACUCUGGCUGCAAAGUACAGAUAUCGCCAGACAGUGGCGGAUUACCAGAGCGGAGCGUCUCUCUGACUGGAUCCCCAGAAUCUGUCCAGAAGGCGAAAAUGAUGCUGGAUGAUAUCGUGUCGCGGGGUCGUGGGGGGCCACCUGGCCAGUUCCACGACAACGCCAACGGGCAGAACGGCACAGUGCAGGAAAUCAUGAUCCCGGCUGGGAAGGCGGGGCUGGUGAUCGGCAAAGGGGGAGAGACCAUUAAACAGUUACAGGAGCGAGCUGGAGUGAAAAUGAUUUUAAUUCAAGACGGUUCCCAAAACACCAAUGUAGACAAGCCCCUUCGGAUAAUCGGAGACCCCUACAAAGUCCAGCAAGCAUGCGAGAUGGUGAUGGACAUCCUGCGAGAACGUGACCAGGGAGGCUUUGGUGACCGAAACGAAUACGGUUCCAGGAUCGGUGGAGGAAUAGAUGUCCCUGUGCCCAGGCAUUCUGUCGGGGUGGUGAUUGGCCGUAGCGGAGAGAUGAUUAAGAAAAUACAAAAUGAUGCUGGAGUUCGGAUACAGUUCAAGCAAGAUGAUGGGACAGGUCCUGAGAAGAUCGCCCAUAUUAUGGGGCCCCCAGACAGGUGCGAGCAUGCUGCCCGGAUUAUAAACGAUCUCCUGCAGAGCCUUCGGAGUGGCCCGCCGGGUCCCCCUGGCCCAGGAAUGCCCCCCGGAGGCAGAGGCCGUGGCCGAGGGCAGGGUAACUGGGGGCCUCCUGGAGGAGAGAUGACCUUCUCUAUCCCUACUCACAAGUGUGGGCUGGUCAUUGGCAGAGGCGGGGAGAACGUCAAAGCCAUAAACCAGCAGACGGGGGCGUUCGUCGAGAUCUCCCGGCAGCUGCCUCCCAACGGAGACCCCAACUUCAAACUGUUCAUCAUCCGCGGCUCCCCGCAGCAGAUCGACCACGCCAAGCAACUCAUCGAGGAGAAGAUCGAGGGCCCCCUCUGCCCAGUUGGGCCUGGGCCUGGGCCUGGAGGGCCCCCGGGCCCUGCUGGCCCAAUGGGCCCUUUCAACCCAGGACCUUUCAAUCCAGGGCCACCAGGAGCUCCCCCUCACCCUGGGGCUCCUCCCCCCCACCCAUACCCACCCCAAGGCUGGGGGAACACCUACCCGCAGUGGCAGCCUCCAGCCCCUCAUGACCCAAGCAAAGCAGCAGCGGCAGCAGAUCCCAACGCGGCCUGGGCAGCGUACUACUCGCACUACUACCAGCAGCCACCUGGCCCUGUGCCCGGGCAGCCACCAGCUCCCACAGCGCCCCCCGUUCAGGGGGAGCCGCCGCAGCCGCCCCCGGCCGGGCAGUCCGACUACACUAAAGCGUGGGAGGAGUAUUACAAAAAACUAGGCCAGCAACCCCAGCAGCCCGGGGCACCCCCACAGCAGGACUACACGAAAGCCUGGGAGGAAUAUUAUAAGAAACAAGCUCAAGUGGCUACUGGUGGAGGACCAGGGGCACCACCGGGACCUCAGCCAGACUACAGCGCAGCCUGGGCAGAGUACUACAGACAGCAGGCUGCCUACUACGGACAGACACCGGGGGCUGGGGGCCCAGUGCCGCCACCCACACAGCAGGGACAGCAGGCUCAGUGAAUUGAAUGUGAACUUCCCACCUGUGAAACCUUUUUGUUUUUGGAAAGAGAGAUGGCCGCUGUUGGGGAAGGGAGCCGGCCCCUGGGUCUGAUUGCUGGGUUUCUUAGCGGAACCUCGGCUGCUCCUCCUUCGAGUCUCUUUAAAAUAAAAAUAAAAUAAAAAAAUAAAAAUAAAAAUAUCUGAAUCCUUCAUGUUGAGCCAGCUGUAGAAGAUAGCGAACUAAAACUGCUGCAAGAACUCAGCCCUCCUGAAACACACGUCGAUUUCAGGGUAACAUGUUUUUUCUUUUCGUUUUGUUUUUAAAAAAAAAUAAAUAAAAAACUUUACAAGGAGAAAAAAAAUCACUCUGCUUUUUAGUUAGAGUUGGAACAUUCCUCGAAUAAGGUGUCGGUGUUUCAGAUAAAACAACCCCUUUCCCCCUCCCAUUUUCCCACAAUUGGGACUGGUCUGUCAUGUAUUUUGUCUGUUCAAGAGGAAACUGAAACAAACAAAAUUGUACGCUCAGUUUUUACUUUUUACCGCUUGUUUUUAACUUCACAAAUAAAUGAUAACAAAACCUGCCUGUGUCUGCUGGGUGGCGUCUGUCUGUCCAUAGGGUUUUGAAGCGGAUUGUUCUCAUGAUAUAGCUGUUGUAAAACCUGAUGAACUAGGAGCUCCUGUGGUUUUUUUAUAGUUUGAGCAGGCAAUUGUGCUUUGUUAAAUAAAAUGCUCUUUUUGUUUUGAAA
This is a messenger RNA of Emys orbicularis (European pond turtle), 2801 nucleotides long. It is a transcript of the gene KHSRP, whose product is annotated as KH-type splicing regulatory protein. Gene Ontology annotation, biological process: regulation of DNA-templated transcription. Lineage: Eukaryota; Metazoa; Chordata; Testudines; Emydidae. The record is from RefSeq and is a predicted model, not a curated record. Gene Ontology annotation, molecular function: mRNA binding. The transcript is spliced from 20 exons. The coding region runs from base 1 to 2076 and encodes 691 amino acids. Gene Ontology annotation, cellular component: nucleus; cytoplasm.